GGAAAUGGAACGUCAAUAAUCGCAAAAAAUGGCCAUUUUGAUAAUUUUCUAUAAUGAAUAAAAUAUUAAAAAAUAAUGAUCUUUUCCUAGAUAUUUUAUAUAAUUAUAAGUAUUACGUCUAAAAUAGUCUCCGUUAUAGUUGUGAACAUGUUUUAGUUGUUAAGGUUGAUAAACUUUGUUGUUGUGAAUGUUAGAAACGAUUUUGUGUAGAAGAUAAGCGUGUCAUACACUUAAAAUGUCUACAAAAGAAAGUUUGGAAUUAAAAGCAAACAUCGAAGUCAAACCCGACCGAAAAGAUCCAACAUCAUUCCUGCCAGAGGAACCAAUGUGCUAUGAAAUCAAAAAGAAAAAAAAGAAGAAAAAGAAAAAACAAGAGGAUGAUCCAUUCAAGGAUAUUGAAGAAAAAGCUCUGUUUACGGAGAGGAUCAUUUUACCUGAAAUUGAAAGUAGUUUAGAUCCAGAAGUUUCGAUUAAAGUAGAAAACAUUGAGGUUGAGUUGGAUUUUAAUGAUUUUACAAAUAAUGGUGAUUUGCUCGUUCAGCCACAAAGUGAUGACAGUCAGGAACCGCAAGUAAAAAUCGAACCACAAAACCAUGAAGCAGUUCUACUAACCUUUGAAAGUAUUAUCAAUGACAAACCAGUCAUAGAAAUCAACAAAAAUAUUGUCGAGUCAUCAGCCAGCCAUAUGUGCAAAAUCUGCCAUCUAGUCUUUCAAAGUAACAAAACAUUGCUUAUGCAUCAGAAGAGAAAGCACAAAAUCUUUCGAAGAUCUUUUAUCCAUGUAUGUGAUACUUGUGGAAUGUCGUACGAUCAAAAGAACAGUUUAGCUGCUCAUAUUAAAAGAAAGCAUGGUCCAGAUGCCAAUGAAGAUAACGAAGAAAGGGUCUGUGAGGUUUGUGCGUUGGUCUUCAAAGGUAUGACGCGACUUAGGAUGCAUAUGAGAAGGAAGCAUGGUGCUUUUGAGGACUCCUUCAAACAUGUUUGUGAAGACUGUGGCUUAGCUUAUGACAAGUACAGAAGUCUUAUAGUUCAUAGGCAAAGGAAGCAUUUGGUGGUGAAAAAACCGGUUUUAGACCAAUGGUUCAGCUGUCCAUUUUGCCCGAAAAUAUUUAAUAAGAGAGAGACGUACGCGAGACAUGUCCAAAGAAAACAUAAAAUCAGUGAUGAUGCUGUACCACAGAGCACUGAUGAAUUCUUCUCUAGCUUCAAGAAUGAAGCUGGAGAAAUAACCUGUAAGCAAUGCCCUCUAGUCUUUUCGUCUAUAAACUUCCUAAAACUACACAUGAGACGGAAACAUAAUGCUUUAAAAGAGGACUUCAGGUUGAAAUGUCGCAUUUGCAAUCUAUCGUAUGACAAAAUAGAAAGCCUCAAACGGCAUGUUAGAAGAAAACACGAUCAGGGAUCAUACUGCAACGUGUGCAAUAAGCAGUUUGGUGACAGGGAGCUGUACUUAAAUCAUUCCCACGUGAAAAUAAUUAAAGAAUGCUCCAUUUGUGGGCUGAUUUUCUCAACGCAAGGUGGCUUGGCGAAGCACUUGCGAGGUACGCACAAAAUAGAGAGCCCUAAAGUAGCAUUUUGCAAUAUUUGCAAUGAAGGAUUCUAUGACAAACGUCAGUUAAAACCGCAUUUAUUAAGAGUUCACUAUAAAGUGUCGUAUACCUGUAGAUAUUGCAAGAAGGUUUUCAAAGCUAAAGAGAGUUACAGAAGGCAUGUUUUAUUUAAGCAUCCAUCCAAACCAAACUUGCCCGUUGAGCUGCAGACAUGUGAUCAAUGUUCGGAGACUUUUAAAGAUGAAUUUGAACUCUGCAAACAUGUUAAUGUGGUGCAUAGAGAUUUGAAAAUAAAACCUUUAGUAAAAGUUGAAGAAGAUGAUAACCAAUUCCAAUGUACGAAGUGCAAAGAAAUGUACCCUACUUGGGAUCAAUUAAGGUCCCAUUACGAACAAAAUCACUUCACUCAGACAACGUCUCAAUGCCAGAUUUGUGGGGAAAUAUUCCCUGAGAACGAAUUACAGAAGCAUAUAAAACAAAGUCACACAAAGAAUGAAGAGCUCCAGUGUAGAUUUUGUGAAUUUAGAACAAAUGUGAAAGUCAGUAUGACACAACAUAUGCUUAGGCAUAAGGAUGCUACAACAUUACACUGUGAUUUCCCAGGUUGUCGGUAUAAAACCUUUUAUGUUAGUGCCAUAGAGAAACAUAAGAGGAAACAUUUAGACCAGGGUGUUAGACUGCAUUGUAGCCAAUGUAUGUUUCAAACUAUGAAUAAAUAUAUAUUGAAAUAUCACGAGGAAGCUCAUAUGACGGGCAAAAAGCGUUAUGUCUGUGAUCAAUGUGACUAUGCGACUACUCUACCCGCAAAUUUAGUUCAGCACAAAUAUAAGCAUUCGUCAGAAAAACGAUUUAAAUGUGAAGUGUGUCCGUUCGCCACGAAAUAUAACACGUCUUUACGUUUCCACGUCAAAAAGAAACACUGUGAUUUACCAACAUAAUUAGUUUUGUCGUUUAUUAAAAAUAUUUGGUGUUA
Messenger RNA from Pectinophora gossypiella (pink bollworm), 2523 nucleotides. Its product is annotated as zinc finger protein 845-like. Gene Ontology annotation, molecular function: DNA-binding transcription factor activity, RNA polymerase II-specific; RNA polymerase II transcription regulatory region sequence-specific DNA binding. Gene Ontology annotation, biological process: regulation of transcription by RNA polymerase II. The record is from RefSeq and is a predicted model, not a curated record. Lineage: Eukaryota; Metazoa; Arthropoda; Insecta; Lepidoptera; Gelechiidae. The transcript is spliced from 3 exons. Gene Ontology annotation, cellular component: nucleus. The coding region runs from base 236 to 2488 and encodes 750 amino acids.